Glarea lozoyensis ATCC 20868 is the source of this 3291-nucleotide messenger RNA. Its product is annotated as ARM repeat-containing protein. Bases 1 to 3291 code for a protein of 1096 amino acids. Gene Ontology annotation, biological process: protein import into nucleus. The record is from RefSeq and is a predicted model, not a curated record. Gene Ontology annotation, cellular component: cytoplasm; nucleus. The transcript is spliced from 6 exons. Lineage: Eukaryota; Fungi; Ascomycota; Leotiomycetes; Helotiales; Helotiaceae. Gene Ontology annotation, molecular function: nuclear import signal receptor activity; small GTPase binding.
AUGUCGGUCCUACCAGCAGAAGUGCACACAGAACUUGUGCAGUUACUGGAUGCCCUGCAGUCCGCCGAGAACUCUGUGCGAUCAACGGCAGAGGAACAUCUCGCCAACAACUGGGUUGCAACAAAGCCUGAUAUGUUAUUGAUGGGCCUGGUAGAACAGAUACACGGAUCGAACGAUACAACGACUCGCUCUUUUGCUGCCGUUAUUUUCCGUCGUAUCUCGUCGAAAACACGCAAAGCACCCAACGGCGACAGCGUUGAGCUCUUUCUCUCCUUGCCCCAAGAGCAAGCGUACGUUAUCCGCCAGAAACUUAUUGAAGCCCUUGGCGCCGAAACGACGAACAGUGUAAGGAACAAGAUUGGAGACGCGGUAGCAGAGAUCGCUAGACAGUACUCAGAAGGCAAAGAGCAAUGGCCUGAGAUUCUUGGCGUACUCUUCACUCUUAGUAUAUCGCAAGAAGUUGGCCAACGUGAAAUUGCCUACCGCAUAUUCUCAACCACUCCUGGCAUAAUCGAAAAGCAACACGAAGAUACUGUGCUCUCUGCAUUUACUAAGGGUUUCAAGGAUGAGGAUGUUUCUGUGCGCCUGUCAGCAAUGGAGGCUUUCGCUUCUUUUUUCCGAAGCAUCUCGAAGAAAGCCCAACAAAAGUAUUACGCGCUCAUUCCAGAAGUUCUUAAUAUCUUGCCUCCAAUCAAGGAAUCUCAGGAGUCGGAGGAGCUCACGAGAGCAUUAGUAUCACUGAUUGAUCUUGCUGAAAUCGCCCCCAAGAUGUUCAAAGAAUUGUUCAGAAACUUGGUAGCGUUUAGCAUAUCUGUGAUCCAAGACAAGGACCUUAGCGACCAGGCACGGCAGAAUGCUCUUGAGCUGAUGGCAACCUUCUCUGAUUACGCGCCGGCUAUGUGCAAGAAGGACCCUACAUACACCAGCGAUAUGAUCACCCAAUGCCUUAGUCUGAUGACGGACAUUGGCGCUGAUGAUGAUGAUGCAGCGGAGUGGAAUGCGUCAGACGAUAUGGACCCUGAUGAGAGCGAUUUGAAUCAUGUUGCUGGAGAGCAAUGCAUGGACAGACUGGCCAACAAGCUAGGCGGACAGACAAUCUUGGCGCCCACGUUCAGCUGGCUUCCUCGCAUGAUGAGCUCCGAUGCUUGGAGAGAUAGACACGCCGCUUUGAUGGCUAUUUCAGCUAUCUCAGAAGGCUGUCGAGAUCUGAUGGAGGGUGAACUCACUCAGGUCCUGGAGUUGGUUGUACCCGCUCUUCGGGACCCUCAUUCUCGAGUGCGAUGGGCGGGGUGCAACGCACUCGGUCAGAUGAGUACUGAUUUUGCUGGUACUAUGCAGUCAAAAUACCACUCAGUAGUUGUUCCUGCGAUCAUUCCCGUCCUUAACUCACCAGAACCCCGAGUUCAAGCACACGCAGCGGCAGCAUUGGUCAAUUUCUGCGAAGAAGCAGAGAAGGAAAUUCUGGAACCUUAUCUCGAUGAUCUGCUAACUCAUCUCUUCCAACUCCUCCAAAGUGAGAAAAGAUAUGUGCAAGAGCAGGCUUUGUCGACAAUAGCGACCAUUGCGGAUUCGGCGGAAGCUGCGUUUGCCAAAUAUUACAGCACUCUCAUGCCACUUCUGUUUUCCGUCCUCCAACAGGAAAAUACUAGAGAGCUUCGGCUGCUUCGUGCAAAGGCUAUGGAAUGUGCGACUCUUAUUGCCCUUGCAGUCGGUAAAGAGAAACUGGGCGAGGAUGCCAAGACCCUUGUAGAGUUGCUUGGGACCAUUCAACAAAACAUCACCGACGCGGACGACCCUCAAGCUCAAUAUCUAAUGCAUUGCUGGGGCCGAAUGUGCCGAGUCUUAGCGCUUGACUUCUUGCCAUGCCUUCCCACCGUUAUGCCUCCAUUAUUGGAACUUGCUAGCGCAAAGGCUGACAUUCAGCUCCUAGAAGAUGACGAACAAGUUGAAUCAGUCCAACAAGAGGAUGGCUGGGAGCUUGUGCCAUUGAAAGGCAAAGUUAUUGGCAUCAAGACCAGCACACUGGAUGAUAAGCACAUGGCAAUUGAGCUUCUCGUUGUCUACGCACAAGUACUCGAGGGCCAUUUUGCACCUUAUGUGGCCGAGGUUAUGGAAAAGAUCGCACUCCCUGGCCUUGCGUUCUUCUUUCACGACCCAGUCCGUGUCGUUUCGGCGAAAUGUGUCCCGCAACUUCUUAAUUCGUAUAAAAAGCAGUUUGGCAUUCCAUCAUACGAGGUUUCGCAAUUAUGGGGCAUUACAAUUGAAAAGCUCCUGGAAGUUCUGAGCGCCGAACCUGCCGUUGACACCCUCGCCGAGAUGUAUCAAUGUUUCUAUGAGUCUGUGGAAGUGAUGGGGAAAGGCUGUUUGACACCACUCCAUAUGGACACAUUCAUCGACUCCGCACACUCAGCACUUGAGGAUUAUAAGGACCGUGUAGUUAAGAGAGAGGAUGAGCGCGCAGAUGUGAACAAGGAUGAGGGCGAGGAAGAAUCCGAAGAGACAUUAUUCGCUAUCGAGGACGACCAAACCCUGCUCUCUGAUAUGAACAAGGCUUACCACUGCAUUUUCAAGAAUCACGGCGUUGCUUUCCUUCCCGCUUGGCAGCGACUACAUGCAACGUAUGAUGCUUUCUUAAAGAGCUCGGAUGCUACACAGAGACAAUGGGGUUUGUGUAUCAUGGACGAUGUCCUCGAAUUCUGCGGAGAGCAAAGUUGGAACUACAGUCAAGCGAUUAUUGAACCACUGGCAACUGGUUGCAGAGAUCCAGCCCCAGCGAAUCGACAGGCUGCUGCAUACGGUAUCGGAGUAGCCGCACACAAGGGUGGUCCACAAUGGUCGCACUUCUUCCGCCCUGCUGUGGAUCUACUCUUCCAAGCUACGCAAAUGCCUAAUGCCCGAGGCGACGAUGAUGUCUAUGCGACGGAAAAUGCAUGCGCAGCUAUUGCUAAAAUCCUUCAUUAUAACGCCUCCGCCGUUCCAAAUACCCAGCAGGUCAUUGUGCAAUGGAUUGAUACUCUACCAAUCAUUAACGACGAGGAGGCGGCUCCAUAUGCUUAUGCAUAUCUUGCUCAGCUGAUUGACCAACAAAAUCCGGCUGUCAUGAGCCAAGGAGCAAAAGUAUUCAUGUUCAUUGUUCAGGCUUUGGAAGCCGAGACUCUGACAGGCAAUACGGCAAGUCGGGUCAUUGCAGCAACAAAAAUGCUCCUCAGCAAUGUCGGUUUGAACCCGGCUCACCUCCUAUCCCAAAUGCCCCCCGAAACUCAACAAAUAGUCCGACAAUAUUUCAGUUGA